AUCAUCAGACAUGGCGGACGUGAACUCGCCCUCCCCGAACAAACAAUUCCCGAAGGAUGGGCUCGUCAUUAUAUCUAUGAUGAAAGAGCUCGGUAUCACCAGCUACGAGCCUCGAGUAGUCAACCAGCUUCUAGAAUUCACAAUCAGGUACGUCUCUUGCGUCCUGGACGACGCCAGGGCGUUUGCCAACCACUCCAAGAAGAAGGCUAUCGACAAUGAUGAUGUGAAAUUGGCAGUGAUGAUGCAGCUGGAAAGAGUUUUCACUACUCCACCCCCCAGAGAUCUUCUACUUGAAGUCGCAAGAACAAAGAACAACAUUCCUCUACCACUUGUAAAACCACAUUGUGGAAUUAGACUGCCACCUGACCGCUACUGCUUUUCAUCCUGUAAUUAUAAGCUGAAAUCUAAUAGUUCCACCAAAAAAGCUGCGGAAACAAAGCCUCAGCCAAAGUUUGGUGUAAGUACAAGUAACCUUAGUAAUGCUGUUAACAUUAAAGUUUCAAAACCAGUGUCAUCUUCAUCAACACCAAGUAGCACUCCCACAGUAGGAAUUAAAAGACCUCCGAAUAUAACUGCUGUAGCUCGGACACAACCUAGUGUAACUCCUGGAAAACCUAUUAUAAAGCUAACAACUAGUCCAAUGAUGGUAAAUACAAAUACAGGACAGAUACUUGUAAAUCCUAGUGCUUCAGGACAAGUUAUGGCUAAGGCACGCAUAGUCGCUGGCCCUCAGGCCGGUCAACAAGUAGAAGUCAAAAUAGAGCCUCAAGAUUCGUCCCUUCUAGGCAAGAGAAAGAGAGAAGAUGGAGAGUAAAACGUCGAUAUUAAUCAUGUGAACUUGAAUUGUUUUGUGUUUUCUCAAUUUGUAACCAUUCACAUGUUGUCUUUUUCCAUUGUACUGUUGUGAUUUUCAUCACAGUGUUUACACAGCAUCUGAAAUUGUGGUGAAAUAAACAUUUUGUGAUUGACAUUUAACAAAAAAGUUUAAUUUUCGAUGUUGAUAGCCAGUGUGUGACUGUAGUCUAAAUAUUUAUUUUUGAAUGCUGAAAAUAACCCUUAUUUCCUAUUUAUUUCAUUUGUUCGUUAUUGCUUCUGGAUAGAGAUCUUUAGACUAAUUUUGCAAACUGGCUAUAUAUUAAAAACAAAUUAUUAGUAAUUAUAUUUUUAUUGUCGAGAUUUUAGGAUUAUAAUUUCAGAUUAUUAAUACUCAUAAGAAUUUAAAAUUGUAAUAUCAUCUAUAAAAUUGCCUGUAGGUGCUGUACUGUUUUGAAUUAUUCUAAAAAAAUGAAGCCACUAAUUCUUUUAGAGUAGUAAAUAAGUAUGGAAAAUUUGAUGUUCGGGAACAUAAAGAUUGUAUUGUAAACAAAUUUUCCACUUAUAUUUAAAGUCUGUUAUAUGUUUCAGUUUAAUUUAAUUAAAUGAAUAUGAAUUUCCAAUUUUACUAUAUUGAACAUUGCUAAUUUUUUAUUAAUUAUAAGUUGAUUAGAAGACUUAUUACCUUGUAACUUCAAUGGUUAUAUUUGGUCUUAAAACGAACGAUUGUUUUAUAGGUUAAUUCACUAAAGUUAUUUUAAGUAUUUAGCCAUGGUGGUAAUGUCCUUAGUACCUAUCUCUUGAAGAUAGUUGAUUAAUGAUUAAUAUUACAAAUUUGGAAUUGUAUUUCCUUUGUACUCAGGUAUAAUUUUUAAGCAGGUAAUUUUCAUUUUAUUUCUUUCAUUUUGUGGAUACAAUAUAGUUUUAUAUAUUUUA
Messenger RNA from Nezara viridula (southern green stink bug), 1749 nucleotides. The record is from the annotation of a GenBank genome assembly. NCBI's taxonomy places the organism in Eukaryota, Metazoa, Arthropoda, Insecta, Hemiptera, Pentatomidae.